AUACGCCAGUCGCCGCAAAUCCGUUAAUUGUGACCUAUCCGCGAGCUCGUUUCUAAAAACUGCGCUCCACAAAAAAAAAAAAAUCUAUAAAAAAAAGUAAAGACAACUUUUUUUAUUGCUUGCGCAUUUUUAAUGGAUUAUUAAACGUAUUUUAAAGCACAACUGUGAUAUAAAUAAACUAAGCUCGCGUCUGCUCAAUUAAAUUCUGCGAAAAUGCAUCCGACACUUUUGCUGAUCUCGGCUCUAUUUAUUGGGGUCUCGUGGGCGGCCACAGUCCAGCCUCCGCCACUGAUUCGAACACUGAGCCCAGCGGGCGGUGGAAUUGGACCCGAGUUCCAACUGGAUCCGGUGCCGACGCAGGAUAAGGGCAGUGUUGUUGAAGAUGCACAAUUCUGGCGACGAGUCGGCCUCAACCAGCUGGAGAAGAUCAUCAAGCAAGCGAAGCGGGCCAAGGAGACCUCAUAUCAGCACAAGGCCAAGAACAUUAUCAUCUUCAUAGGCGAUGGAAUGGGUAUGUCCACAAUUUCAGCUGGACGCAUCUACAAGGGACAGUAUCUAAAGCAUGGGCAUGGCGAGGAGGAGAUGCUAUCCUUUGAUGAGUUUCCCUAUACGGGCUUAGCCAAGACCUACAAUGUGGACAAACAGGUGCCGGAUUCGGCGGGCACGGCGACAGCGAUAUUUACGGGCGUUAAGACAAAUUAUAAAGUGAUUGGCAUGGAUACCACACGAUCGAUGACGAAUGCGACACAGGGUCGCCUCGACUCCAUCAUGGACUGGGCACAGCGGGUGGGCAAACGGACGGGCGUGGUGACAAACACAAGGAUUACGCAUGCCACACCGGCAUCUAGCUAUGCCAAUAUCUAUAAUCGUGACUGGGAAUGCGAUACGGAGGUGCCGGCGGAAUCCAAAGGCAUUUAUGCUGACAUUGCCAGGCAGCUGGUGGAGACGGCGCCGGGCAACAAACUGAAUGUGGUGCUCGGUGGUGGCCUCAAGCCAAUGGGCUCCUUCAAUGCGAGCGAGGUGCAAACGGUUAAAUUUGAGGGUUCCACUGAGACGGUCUGCAAUCGUGGGGAUGCCAGGAACUUGACCCGCGAGUGGCUGCAGCACCAUGCAAAUGAUAGCAGCGAUGCCAAGCUGGUGCACACGCGUCAGGCUCUGCUCGAGGUUGAUGUAAAGAAAGUGGAUCAUCUGAUGGGUCUGUUUCGCAACAAUCACAUCACAUACUCGAUUGCCCGCCAGCAGGGUGAACCAUCGCUGCAGGAUAUGACCAAAGCGGCCAUUGGGGUGUUGGAACGUGGCAAAGAUUCGGCUGGAUAUGUGCUCCUCGUCGAGGGUGGACGCAUCGAUAUGGCACAUCAUCAGAACUAUGCGCGGGCGGCACUCCAUGAAGUCUACGAAUUGGAUCUCGCUGUGCAGGCGGCGCUUAACAUGACCGACUCGGAGGAAACGCUGAUUCUGGUCACAGCGGAUCAUUCGCAUUCCGUUACCUUUAAUGGAUAUCCUCAGCGUGGCAAUGAUAUUUUGGGCGCUGCCAAUCUGCACGAGCCCAAGGAUCCCAUGGUUUAUGAGACGAUCACUUAUGCGAAUGGACCCGGUUACUUUGACCAUCUCGCCAAUGACUCGAAGCCAGUAAAUAGCUCCAAUUUUUGGAUGCCCCUCCAGCGAUAUAGCAAAGAGCAACUGGAUUCGCCCACCUAUCGCCACAUGGCCAGCGUUGCCCUCAGUGAUGAGACACAUGGCGGCGAGGAUGUGGUUGUCUUCGCCAGCGGACCAGGUGCCAGUUUGGUGCGAGGCGUCUUCGAGCAGAACUAUUUGGCCUAUGUGAUGAGCUAUGCUGGCUGCAUGGGUCCAGCCAAGAAUUUUGAUGAUACCUGCCAGCGCUACCUGGCGCCAGGAGGCAGCGACAACAAGGCAGCGAGCAGUGCAACUGCAUACAGACUUGGUCUGGUUCCGCUGCUCGCCUUUUGGCUGCUGGCUCUUUAUGCAGUUCUUUAAACCUCCAUACGUAUGGAUGUGUGUGUAUUGUGUAUCUAUUUGUAUAUUUUACGGUCUUGUAGUUAACGUGAUUAACAUUUUAGCACAAGCCAAUAAAGUUAAUUAGUUAAAUAAAA
Drosophila grimshawi is the source of this 2111-nucleotide messenger RNA. It is a transcript of the gene Alp4, whose product is annotated as alkaline phosphatase 4. The record is from RefSeq and is a predicted model, not a curated record. Gene Ontology annotation, biological process: dephosphorylation. Gene Ontology annotation, molecular function: alkaline phosphatase activity. Bases 214 to 1995 code for a protein of 593 amino acids. Lineage: Eukaryota; Metazoa; Arthropoda; Insecta; Diptera; Drosophilidae. The transcript has 3 exons.